CGUGAAAACCUGAAUUAAACCCGACCUAUUGUUCAUCCGACCCGAAUGUAACUCGGCCUGUUAUUAACCAGACCCAAACAUGAUAAGAAGUAUGGCCCGACGUAACCCGACUCAAGCAUGAUCCAACCCAAACCGACCCGCAUAAGUUAUGAAAUUAAUCCAAAUUGACCCGACCCACUCUUACCCGACUCAAAGCCGACCCGUUUAUCCAAAUUGACAGCUCUAACUAGGCUUCAUAUUUGCUAUUCAAAAAAAAAAAAAAAAAAAAAAACAAACUAGGCUUCACAUGGUGGGAUUUUAUUCAUUUAAGCAUCAGCUUCUCUUUUUCACGUAUACUUCUCACAACUAAAGCUCAAAAAGAAAGAAGGCUAAAGACACAUUAAACAAGGCGUUAAUGCUGGUUAAAUUUCUGUAGAAAUCCUGAAACGCCUCUCCAAUGAACUGGGUUGGUCUUACAUCUAACGAAUAUGAGAGUAAUCGCCCUUGCUUUAGGGCGUUCACUCACUGCGGCAUUUCAUCGAACAGUUGGUGUGCCUCUGAAAACGAGCAACAAAUUAGCCCCAUUUACAUUCUGUACUCAAACAAUCAGUGAGCAAUCUGAGUUGGGUUUGAAGAAUUCGAGCUCUAAUGGCGACGAAGCACCCAAGAUGUUGUCUUUAAGAAUAGAGAGGCUUCCAAGAGGAGAAUCAAUUGGGUAUGUAUUUCAGAAAUGGAUGGGUGAAGGUUUUCCUGUUCACAGGGGUGAUAUUUUUCAUGCCAUUAAUCGUUUGAGGAAGCUCCAGUUGCAUAAACGCGCUCUUGAGGUAAUGGAGUGGGUGAUUAGAGAGAAGCCAUAUAGGCCAAAGGAAUUGGAUUAUUCAUAUCUACUGGAAUUUACCAUUAAACUUCAUGGUAUAUCUCAUGGUGAGAGACUGUUUACUAAUACUCCUGUUGAAUUCCAGAAUGAUUUGCUCUACAACAAUCUUGUGAUUGCAUGCUUGGAUAAAGGAGUGGUCAGGCUUUCUUUAGAGUACAUGAAAAAAAUGAGAGAAUUAGGACAUCCUAUCUCUCACUUGAUCUUCAACCGUCUGAUUAUUCUUCACUCUUCUCCUAGGCGUAGGAAAAUGAUCCCCAAAAUCCUUGCUCAAAUGAGGGCAGAUAAGGUUUCUCCUCAUGUCUCAACUUUCAACAUUCUCUUGAAGAUUGAAGCUAAUGAUCAUAACAUAGAAGGACUAAUGAAAGUUUUUGGGGAUAUGAAGCGGGCGAACAUUGAACCAAAUGAAGUUACAUAUUGCAUUCUAGCGACUGCACAUGCAGUUGCAAGGUUGUAUUGUGGAUGUGAGACAUAUGUAGAGGCUGUUGAGAAGUCGAAAACAGGCAAUAAUUGGUCAACAUUCGAUGUCCUCAUCAUUUUGUAUGGAUACAUGGGGAAGGCAAAGGAGAUUGAUCGGAUCUGGCGCAUUGUGCAAGGUCUCCCUCAUGUUAGGUCAAAGAGCUUUUUGCUGGCAAUAGAGGCAUUUGGUAGGAUUGGACAGCUGAAUCGUGCUGAGGAACUUUGGGAAGAGAUAAAGUCGCGGGAGGUUAUGAAAUCAACCGAACAUUAUAACUCCAUAAUAUCUGUUUAUGGCCAGAAUGGAUUUAUUGAUAAGGUUUCGGGUCUUUUUAAAGAGAUGAAGAUGUUUGGAUGCAAACCUAAUGCCAUAACCUAUAGACAUCUUACUUUGGGCUGCUUAAAAGCUGGAUUGACCAAGGAAGCAUUGAAAACAAUAGAAAUGGGGUCAAAGCAAUUCACCAGUAGCAAGUUGAAAAAAUCAACCCCAUGGCUGGAGACUACCUUGUCCAUUCUUGAGAUGUUUGCCGAGAAUGGAGAUGUAGAAACUGCUGAGAAUUUGUUUGAAGAGCUUAAGCAAGCUAACUAUACUAGAUAUACAUUUGUGUACAACAGCUUAAUAAAAGCUUAUGUUCGUGCUAAGGUCUACAAUCCCAACCUUUUAAGAAGAAUGAUUCUCGGAGGGGCUAGGCCAGAUGCUGAGACCUACAGCUUGAUUAAGCUUGUCGAACAGUUUAGGACUUGAGUGGAAACUGCAUCCUUUGCUUGGUUGUAGAAUAAAAAGCCACUACAAUAAACUCUAAUCAUAUAUUGGAAUUAUGCAGUACAAUCAAAUGGGCGAGGGGCUGGUCGAUAGAAGAUGACAUCUUUGAUCUUUAAUUUCAGCGGUAUCUCCUAUCUCAUAUGUUCCUGCUUUUACUGCUGCUGCAUCCAGAAUCGUUCCUACCGUGGUGUUAUUCAUGUGUCUGCCAACCCAACACAACCUCAAGGUCGAGUCCUUCGAGAAGCCCAAAGUAUACCAGUGAACCCAGGACAACCUCGACGUCUAGGGGAAGUCCAACUGGAGACCAAGCAAGAUGUGGAGUCAAUAAUGUUAGACGUGGAGAAAAUCUUGCAAAAUUCUCUGAGUUGCAGUGAUUGUGUAAUAUGUUUGGAUAGUUUUGACGUUGCGAAAAACGACCAUGAUGUUGACAACGGUGGGGUUAAGGUUUUGGAGCAAUGUGGGCAUAGAUUUCACAGUUUCUGUAUUCAGAGAUGGCUAACAAAGCACCAAACGUGUCCUCUUUGUCGCACUUGUAUACAGAGUACAAUCUAAUGUACUUCUUCCAUUCUUGUUACUUAGGUUCUUGUUAAAUCUUUUCAGUUUAUAAAUAUUAAUUUCUUAAAAUUUUAAGAUAUAUUACAUUAAUGAUUGAAAUAAUGUAUUGUCAAAUGUGUAAUGAAAAUAGUUGUAUUUAUAGGGAAAAAAAAUCUGUAAAAACAUCGGGUUUUUUUUUUUAUCAUUUUUAAUCAAUCUUAUUCUACAAUAGACAUGAAUAGUUGUAGUUUCACCAAAGUUUGAUUAUUUAGCUAAGUGUUAAUUAAUAUUCUUCUUAUGAUAAUUGUUUCCUAAAUAUCUUUAUAAUUUACAGAAUAAUAUCUUAUGGAAAUAGUUAGAAUUAUCAUUGUAAUUCUUAUUAUUUUAUUUUUAUAUGAUCCAAAAAUUACAACUCUAACAUCUUUCGGCCUGUACAAGAUAAAUAUUCCAAAAAUAUAUCAUGUUUCAAAAAUAAUAUCUUGAAUAGCAAGGAUUUUAAUUGUGUUACGGAGAUAUAUAUAUUUAUACGAUAAAUAGGGGACUUGUUUGUUCUUAAUAAAAAAACUUACUGAGAAAUUUAAGUGUCAAAGUUGAAUAUCUAUAUACGUAUGUUGCAUAGAAGGUGGAGAGAUCUAGCAACUUAGCACACAACAAUGGAACCAGUGAAUUUCGUUUUCUUUGCUGCUUUAGUAAUCGUAGUAAUUUUAAUAAUUCGUGAUUGUUACAGCAGAUGUUUUUUCACCGGUUCAGCCCAGAACAAUCAUGAUCAAGUUCAAGGUAUGCCUAGUUUGCGUGCAAUGCCUACCACCAACACGAUACAAAUUCAAACAGACUACUUUUUGGAGGAGGAUCCAGUAAUACUACAAAUUGACGUAGAGAAGAGAAAUGAAAUUACUCGAAGUUGCUUGGAUUGUGUGAUUUGUUUAGAUAGUUUUGAAACGUAUGACACGGAGCCGAUGGAAGUAGAUGGUGAAGUUAUACCUAUACGUAGAACUUUUUCUGGAACAAUUUUGAGUCUCUGUGGACAUAGAUUUCACACUUUUUGUAUAAACAGCUGGUAUUUAAGGACACAUUCUACUUGUCCUAUUUGUCGCGGUCCUAUCACAUAUGAUGAUUUAAUUUCAGGGCUUUCUCUUUAAAUUGUUGAGCUUCCUAAUUGAAACAUGUGCCAAGAAGGGCAGCUGACUUCACUGGCGCGGCGAACGGGGAUGAAGGACCAAGAAACAACCAUAUGAAGAACGGAGCAGAGCAUGGUUUUGUACUUUUUUUUUAGUGUUUAAAGAGCCGGAAGGGCAGGGGUAAGAAUCGAUCGAUGUUGUACUUUUGUGAGUAUAGAU
Messenger RNA from Chenopodium quinoa (quinoa), 3943 nucleotides. RefSeq names its product pentatricopeptide repeat-containing protein At1g07590, mitochondrial-like. Gene Ontology annotation, cellular component: mitochondrion. The record is from RefSeq and is a predicted model, not a curated record. Lineage: Eukaryota; Viridiplantae; Streptophyta; Magnoliopsida; Caryophyllales; Amaranthaceae. Bases 468 to 2054 code for a protein of 528 amino acids. Gene Ontology annotation, molecular function: protein binding. The transcript is spliced from 3 exons.